AUGAAAAUGAAUGCAACACGUCUUUCGCGUCCAACUCAAUUGGCUAAACAAUCAAAGAGUCCUCUAUCUUUCACAACAAAUAUAUUAAUUGUUGGAGGAGCUUAUGCUGGGCUCUCUGCUUUGAAAAACCUAGUUCAAUUCUUUGGUGAAAAAAUUGAGAACUCAAAACAUGGUGGCACGGUAGAAGGAAACAAAAUCUCACUAACUAUAAUUGAGCCAAAGGGUGGUCUUUUAAAUAUUCUUGGAAUUCCUAGAGCAAUAGUUGACCCUGUAUUUGCAAAGACUCAGUUCGUUCCAUUUGCGCAACUCCGCGGUUUAAAGUUCAAAAGUGUAUUAUCAAGCGAUGAGAAAGUCUUAGAGAGCUUUAACGAUAGCGAACCUACAAAUGAGCCUGUGGUUGAUAUUAACUAUGUUCAUGGACAUGUUUCUCAACUCGGCCCAAAUGAAGCGAAAUACAAGUUGAAUAAUAUUCCUGUUGAGUGUGAUAUAAAAUUCGAUUAUGUGAUUUAUGGUGCUGGCAGAAACAGACACUGGCCAAUAUCACCUAGUGCCUUUGAUGCAAAUUUGUAUGUUUCAGAGAUGAUUGCCGUAAAGGAUGAAAUCGAAAAGGCUGAAGCAUUGUCCAUCAUUGGUGGAGGUGCUGUAGGGGUUGAACUUGCAGGAGAAAUUAAGUCGCAUUUUCCGCAUAAGACGGUAAACCUUAUCCAUCCUCACGGCAAUUUGCCAAAAGAACCUUUGUCAGAAAAGUUUAAGGAAACUGUUUUGGAAUCGCUAAAAAGAGCAAAAGUAGAUGUACACUUGAAUACAAGAAUUUCUAAAGAGCUCGAAAAUAAUGACCUUGAAACUACCAAGGGUGAUGUCAUACACUCUUCUCUUAACUUUUGGUGUAAUUCAUACAAGAAUAAUACUCAGAUUCUUACUGAAAAUAUGAAAUACUUUGUUUCUGAGAACAACAAUAUAUUCGUAAAUGAGUACUCCCAAGUAUCUCACAAUGGCAAAACUCUUACCAAUUUCUUUGCAAUUGGUGAUUUAGUGGAGCAACCUAUUAUAAAAAGUGCUGGCUGGGCGAUGUAUAUGGGCAAGCAUGCUGCUAAUAAUGUAUCGGAGAUGAUUUUAAAUGGAAAUGUUAUUGAACAAUUUGUUGACUUGAAUACAAUGCAGCGAGGAAUGGUUUUAAUUGCUGGAAAUGAAGACGUGAUAUCACAAUCAUGUGGUGAAAUUGAACUAAAUAAUGAGAAAUUCGUUGAAAAUUACCAAGAUUAUUGCUUUGAAGUGGUAAGAGAAAAGCUAGGACUCUAA
Molecule: messenger RNA, 1299 nt
Organism: Priceomyces carsonii
Lineage: Eukaryota; Fungi; Ascomycota; Pichiomycetes; Serinales; Debaryomycetaceae
Exons: 1
Coding region: 1-1299 (432 amino acids)
Cellular component (GO): cytoplasm
Molecular function (GO): flavin adenine dinucleotide binding; electron-transferring-flavoprotein dehydrogenase activity
Source: RefSeq, a predicted model, not a curated record